Messenger RNA from Drechmeria coniospora, 1578 nucleotides. RefSeq names its product putative cytochrome P450 51. The record is from RefSeq and is a predicted model, not a curated record. Gene Ontology annotation, biological process: ergosterol biosynthetic process. The transcript has 3 exons. Gene Ontology annotation, molecular function: iron ion binding; oxidoreductase activity, acting on paired donors, with incorporation or reduction of molecular oxygen; heme binding. Lineage: Eukaryota; Fungi; Ascomycota; Sordariomycetes; Hypocreales; Ophiocordycipitaceae. The coding region runs from base 1 to 1578 and encodes 525 amino acids.
AUGGGCCUCCUUCAGAAUGUCAUCGGCCACCCGCUCGCGCAGCAGUUCCAGACCCUCGGCUUCGGUUCGCAGAUCGCCAUAGCCUUGGGAGCCUUCGUCGCCCUCUCCGUCGUCGUCAAUGUCGCGAGCCAGUUCAUGUUCAAGAACCCCAACGAACCCCCGCUGGUCUUCCACUGGUUUCCCUUUCUCGGCAGCACCAUCACCUACGGCAUGGAUCCUCCCAGCUUCUUCAAGGAGAACAGGGCCAAGCACGGCGAUGUUUUCACCUUUGUCCUACUCGGAAAGCGCACGACUGUCGCCGUUGGCCCGGCCGGAAACGACUUCAUCUUGAACGGCAAGCUCAAGGAUGUCAACGCCGAAGAGAUUUACACUGUCUUGACGACCCCCGUCUUUGGCCGGGACGUCGUCUACGACUGCCCCAACGCGAAGCUCAUGGAGCAGAAGAAGUUUAUGAAGAUUGCCCUUACGACCGAAGCGUUCCGCUCCUACGUCCCCAUCAUCGCCGGCGAGGUGCAGUCCUACUUCAAGAAGGAUGCCGACUUCAAAGGCCAGUCCGGCAUCAUCGACAUUCCCAAGAAGAUGGCCGAGAUCACCAUAUUUACCGCCUCGCACGCUCUCCAGGGCAGCGCCAUCCGCAACAAGUUUGACACCUCCCUGGCGGCCCUCUAUCACGACCUCGACAUGGGCUUCACCCCCAUCAACUUCAUGCUUCACUGGGCGCCUCUCCCCUGGAACCGAAAGCGCGACCAUGCUCAGCAGACCGUUGCCAAGAUUUACAUGGACACCAUCCGAGAGCGACGAGCCAACAAGCAUGACGACGAGCUGGACAUGAUGAAGCACCUCAUGAACUCGACGUACAAGAACGGCCUUCGCGUCCCCGACCACGAGGUUGCCCACAUGAUGAUUGCCCUGCUCAUGGCCGGUCAACACUCGUCGUCCUCGACCAGCUCCUGGAUCAUGCUCCGACUUGCGCAGAAGCCCAACAUCCUCGAGGAGCUCUACCAGGAGCAGGUCAAGGCUCUGGGCGCCGGCUUGCCUCCUCUCAGCUACGAGGACCUCGCCAAGCUGCCGCUGAACCAGGCGAUCGUCAAGGAGACGCUCCGACUGCACGCGCCCAUCCACUCCAUCCUGCGUGCGGUGAAGCAGCCGAUGGCGGUUCCCGGUACCAAGUACGUGAUUCCGACGUCCCACACGCUGCUCGCCGCCCCGGGCGUCAGCGCGAGCGACGCCAACUACUUCCCUCAGCCCGACGAGUGGGACCCUCACCGCUGGUUGCCGGGUUCCCCCAACGCCCCGAUCCUCUCCCGAAGCUCCGACGAGGAGGAGAAGAUCGACUAUGGCUACGGCUUGGUCAGCAAGGGUGCCGCCUCGCCCUAUCUCCCCUUCGGUGCCGGCCGGCACCGUUGCAUCGGUGAGCAAUUCGCCAACGUCCAACUGCAGACCAUCGUCGCCGAGGUUGUCCGUCUGGUCAAGCUCAGCAACGUGGACGGCGGUCACGACUUGAUCGGCACGGACUAUGCCUCGCUCUUCUCGCGACCGCUAGAGCCCGCCAAAGUUCGGUGGGAGUGGAGAAAGUAG